Messenger RNA from Epinephelus lanceolatus (giant grouper), 6868 nucleotides. It is a transcript of the gene n4bp1, whose product is annotated as nedd4 binding protein 1. Gene Ontology annotation, cellular component: PML body; nucleus. Gene Ontology annotation, biological process: negative regulation of protein ubiquitination; negative regulation of proteasomal ubiquitin-dependent protein catabolic process. The record is from RefSeq and is a predicted model, not a curated record. Lineage: Eukaryota; Metazoa; Chordata; Actinopteri; Perciformes; Serranidae. Gene Ontology annotation, molecular function: RNA binding.
UUUUACGCAAAAAAAAAAAAAAAAUUUAUACCUCAUCCACCACAGCAGAUAACCAUCGCCGUGAGGAGCACACUUAACUGUCGUGUUUUGAUGACGCAAUCACUGGGACUUUCCGGAUACGUCACUCGGGGCUUCCGAGUUAUUAAGCUAGCUCUACCUCUGUGUUCAUAUCGUUAGACACUGUAAACGUCGCCUCGUUGCUCUGGAGUACACGCCAAAAGAGACCAUGAAAACGCCAAAGGCUCCUAACAGCACCGAGAGGUUUGAAUAUUGAGACGUCGUUGUCGGGAGCGACAGUCAGACCGAGAGGCGGAAUGUCAACAACGCGGCCCCUCCUCGGAAUGAGACGAGUCACCGAGCUAACGUGCCCUGAGCAGCCGACCAGCAGGCUCCCUGCGUCAGCCGCGAGGCAGCAGCUAGAGGCCCCCACAGUGGACGAGUUUACGGUGCUAGAGGAUAAAGAAGACGAGCUGAAAUGUGCCAAGCCUCGAGUGGAGCAGGUUUUUAAAGUAACGUUCACCAUUAUUGGUCUUUUGGACCACACAGGACAGCCGCACGGUAGCAAAACAUCACGGCAGAUAUGGCUGCAGCUCAGAGGAAACAGAGACGACGUGUCGAAGGCGAAGGAAUAUGUUCGAGGACUCUGUGACCCAGAGCUGCAGAAAGAAGAGCGGUACCCAGUGGACAUGCACUGUAUUUUUGCUGGUGCGCGGGGCCUCUUCUUGGACAGGCUCAUACGGGACACAAGUGCUGAGGUUGUGGUGCCUGAGCCAGGCCGUCUGCGGUUGUUGGGCCGUGCUGAACCAGUUGUGAUGGCCCAGAGCAGAGUUCAGCAAUUUGUAGCAUUAUUCCAGGAGAAGCGAAGUCUACCGAGUGACAGAGAACCAGCAGUGAAACGAGCGUUCAAGUCCUUUGUGGAGGAAAGGGAUGAUAAGUACACUAUGGAGCUUCUUUUGCUGCCCAGUGCCCUGAAGGAAGAGUUACUGGGACUGGCUCAUAGCCCCACUACCACAAACACAUCCUCCCUGGCUCAGCUCAACCAGACGCUGCAUCCCAGCAUGGCAGAGGUCGACCAGGACCGCUCACAGAGCAGCACCCCUGUGACAGAACUCUCCAACCGUAUCCUGGGCACCAGCUUUGAGGAGAAAGGGAGCGGAGCAGCAACUGUCAGCGGAGGAAUUAAAACAGGAGGAGCGAUAGGCUUAGGUCCUGAGGCCGUCCUGCUCAACGGCACUCGGCCCUCGCACAAGCGGCGCUCAUCUGAGAGCGAGACUCGCGACACAAAGAGACAGUACUCUCUGGAGCGGAGGGACGAGUCGCCGGAGAGAGCGAGAGAGAGGGAGCGACAGAGGGACAGAGAAGGCCGGGGGAGCAGUAGCAGCUGUAGAUCCAAAACCCCCUCUGCCUCGUCAUCCCUCUCCUCCUCAGGAAAAGCAAACACAGUAGCCGGUGUGAUCAUGUUGGACUCCAGUGAAGUCUCCGAUGACGGAGAGGCUGUAAGCCCAGAAACCAACCUCCGCUGCUUGGUCAAUUUUUUCAGAACCAUGGGCUACCAGCAGGAAGUGGUGGAGCGUGUUGUCAAGGAGACGGGACAGACAGAGGAUACCUUCCUCAUUCUGGAAAAAAUUGUUGAGGAAACCAAGCGCUGUGAAGACGGUUCAAAAGGAGGGGAAAAAGAAAGACGAUUGAACUCUGUGCGCUCCCAAGACAUUCCCUCCUCAUCAUCAUCCUCGUCCACAGUCUCUCGAUUCAGAGAGAAGGAGCGCGAGCUGAGCAGAGCAUUGGUGGACCCGGGCAGGUCUAAAGAGAACAUUAAGCCCAACCAGCAUGGAGGAAGUAGCAACGGUCUGGGCCAUCGGAGGCAGUGCAGCGGCAGUGAGACCAGCACUCAGCAGGCCAUCACGAUCAAGAGGAGCUCUAGUGCUCAAGGAGGAGCAGGAAACUAUGAGGUUAUUACCAUUGACGAUGACGAGGACGUCAUACCCACGAAUACCAAAACAGCGGAUAGUAGAACAUCCCGGAUGAUGACAGUGCCACACCUGGACACCCAGUCAGGAUCCCGAACAGACUACUUGGCGCGGGGAGGUGGCGGCGCCUCACAGAGGGAUUACCUGUCAAGGGGCGGGACACAGACUUUGGGAGGAUCAGUGAAAGUUGAAACCGUGACAGCGCUGCGUAGCACGCCUCAGUGGCUGACUGCCACCACCACCUCCUUAGCUUCAACCCCCAGUUCAGCUCAGCCCAUCAUUCGGCCCUCGGCCUCUCCUUAUCAGACCAUCAGCCACAUGGGCUUUCAUGGGGUUGGAGCCAGGACUCCCCCUUCAAAUGACCCCCCGGCACCCCCGGUGACGGGACUGGCACGUUUCCAUCAGUCACUGAGGACUCCCUACACACUGAAGCUGCCAAAUGAGCCUGGACGUCAGGAUCUCAGACACAUCAUCAUAGAUGGCAGCAACGUGGCUAUGGCUCACGGUCUUCAUCGGUUCUUCUCCUGUCGAGGCAUAGCGCUGGCUGUGGAGACGUUUUGGAGGCGGGGCCACAGGGAGAUCACAGUAUUUGUCCCUCAGUGGCGUCAGAAGAGAGACCGACUCACAACAGAGCAACAUUUUCUAAACCAGCUAGAAGACCUGCGGCUGCUCUCCUUCACUCCCUCCAGAGAGGUGUGCGGUCAGAGGAUAUCCUCACAUGACGACAGGUUCCUGCUCCACCUCGCAGAGAAAACAGACGGGAUCAUUGUAACCAACGACAACCUGAGGGACUUUGUUGACACCUCAGACACCUGGCGCAAGAUCAUUCAAGAGAGGUUGCUUCAGUUUACUUUUGUGGAGGACCACUUCAUGAUCCCUGAUGACCCUCUGGGGAAAAACGGACCUCAUCUAGACACCUUUCUGCGUAAAGAAAAAGGAAGAGCUCCAGUCACUCCUCCCCCACUGAGACCCCCAGACUUCCGGCCGUCCUCCCAGCAGCAGCAGCAGCAGCAGCAGCAGCAGCAGCAGCAGCAACAGCAGCCAGUUUACGUCCAGGCCCUCCACUCGGCUCCUCGGACCCCCGCCUCCACGCCCCGGCCCCCUCCCUCCCUGAUGCCUCACCCCACUGCACACUGGCCCCAUUCCGGUCCCCCCGAAUGGCACCCGCCCCGCCGUUCCCCUUCCCCUUCGCCCUCACCUCCUCCCCAGCGGUCGCCAGGGGAGACAUCAGAGCUGAAGAGAAAGCUGUAUGACAUCUUCCCCGACCAGAAGCAACGGAUCGACCGCAUCCUCAGUGACAACCCGUACAUGAGAGACCUGAACGCCCUGUCCGGGCUGCUGCUGGGAUAAAUAACUGGCUCAGCAAUGAGAAUCAGCAGACACACAGUACAUAUGCACACAUAUGCAAGAAUAUUACGUGUCAGCAUAGAAAUAAUUUAUUUUAUCAUUUCUUUGAGCCUGGAGGGAAUGAAAAGUUUAACUUUAAUAUUAUUUUAAAUGAAGACUGAUCAUCAAACUGCUAGCUGCUAUUGGCAAAAAGAUUUUAUUUUUUUUUUUAAAGAUUUUUCUCUCCCUCUUCUUUGCUCAUAAACUGAUUAAGGUGAGCCACACUGGUGUCUACAGAACCAAAAUAUCAACAAAUUACCAUACGUGUCAAGCAGCAAAGUCUAUAUUGUUUAAUUGGUUAUAAGUCAUUACAGAUCUUUGACAACAGUCCAGAGGUUCCUUGAAUGUGGGACCAGCACUGGGAGAAAAAUAUUUUGGACCAACAACAGUGAACUGGUCACACUGGUGACUGUGACUGAAGCUCAGCACAUGAUGGGUUCCCUCUCCAAAACCUUGUUUACCAUCAGACUCAAACACCUCGUUGAAUAUCCAAGCUCUGAGCUUUUAAGAGGUUUAACUUGGGACAGACAGGGUUUGCAUGUUUUUAUGCUUUCAGAAUUUUAGGUAUACACUUGUUCUGUUCUGUAAUGGUGAGUUCACUGAUAGGCAGUUCUAGGUUUUUGAACUGGGAGCAGUUUCAGCAGUUUGGAGUCAUCGACUGAGUUUAAAAGUACCACUGAUUUUAUUUUAUUUAUUCCUUUUCCUUGGCAGUGUACUUUAGGAAGCAUGAUGAGAUCACCAGCAUCAUUAGCAUCAUAAAAUCACUAUUUGUGACAGUUUAUGUUGGACAGAAAUCUCAAAAGCCACAUUUGUAGAGACACAUCUGAGACACAACAAGAGUUUUGCAGAUAACUACAUUAAAGAAACACCUUAAAGCGUGUGUAAGGCCAGUAUUUUAAAGCUAUAUUGAUGGGCAUUUCUGAGCAUAUGUAGUUCUCAUUAUUUUAGAUUUAGUUUAGUAUUUGUAUUAUACAAAAUGUACAGUAUAUAUAAAGGCUGAAAUAAUCACACAUAACAAUCCAUUUCUCUAAUUAAGGCCUCAGCUAUACGUACUCAGAUACAUUUAAAAUCUGAUAUUUUUCCUGUUGUUUUUUUUUUUUUUUUUUUUUUUACAAUGAGUCCAAACACGUCAAAACAACUAGAGAUCUAUUCACUAUUGAUUCCCCUUUGAUAUGAGCACAGAGGAACUCUCUGUGAUGCUCUAAACGUGUAAAGGUUUUUCUUCUACUCUUCAAAACUGACAUUUCUGGUAGACCAAAUAACACUGGGUGCUGCAGACGGCUCUGUUUGUCUGUGAAGAGGUGCAGCAGUACUAAGUUUCAGGGUAAAGUAGUGGGGCUGCUCCAUUUCAGUGCGCCAGUGCACUGUUUCACACAUAAUGGUGAGGGCCGGGCAAGGUGUUUAAAUGGAGUGUAAUCUGUCAGCCAGCAGCAGCCAUCACGUAAUUUUCUGACAAAACAAACAAUGCUGGCCUAUAGGGCAAAAGCCAGGGUAGCUUUUCUAGUUGACAAAUAAUUGCCUACAUGGACAGUGAUGUUCAAAAUUAUUUUAUGUAAGCCUGAACGACAUUCAUCAGUUCUGUCUUAUCAAUCUCCCUUGACUUGUUUGUGUUUGUUAGGGCUAUGUGGUAGCAAUGACGUAUACACACGCAUCUGCUGGCUCCCAUUACUGUCAAAUGGUGUGCAGACUCCGCCUACUCAGUGCAUCACAGGCGUAGGUCAGUGUGCUAAUGGUGUGGACCCAGUCAUUAGAAAAAGCAGUGCUGACAAAACUUAACAAACCGGUUGUCCGCCAUUGUUGUUAUUUCUUUUGCAUGCUCAUUACACAAAGCAACAAUUGACAUGCUUGAAUUGAGGGGAUGACAUCAUGUUUGCCCAACACUCUGUUGUACAAGUCCACACAGAUACACCGUCAAUAGAGUUUUGAAAAAUCCACACGUGAAUAAAGUCUGUUUUAGUAACCAAAAAGUAGAGGAAAAUAUAUGUUUUCAAAUAUAUCUGUAUACGUGUAGAAAGGGCCGAACACAGCACUGCCCAUCUCUAUCCCUUUAAAAUGUUCCCUGUAUAUCCUGGCCUUCACGCCAAAUAUGACUGCUGAAUCCAGAUGUUUUUAUACACCUCCAAUUCUUCAUAAAGUGUCUACCUAAUUAUAGAUUGAUUUUAAAAAAAUUUUUUUUUUUUUUUUUUUCAUAAAGAAUCUGUUUUCCAGUCACAGAGUUGUUGUUUUUUUACAUUGAUGAUGCUUUACUGUAGAGUUUAAUGGUUUGGCAGAAAUUGGCUCAAUAAUCAGAAGGAAAUUAGGUACUAUUGUAUUUAGGUAGUCUUCUGCAGAUAAAGAGUAUUUGUAACAUUUCAACAGAUUAUUAGUUGAGAUUCAACAAUUCAGCUGUUUUGUUUUAUUCUGUAGAUGUUUAACAGGUUAUGUAGAGAGUAUAUGUGACAAUUUACGACAUUCUCAGAAUAUGUAGAGAAUAUGUAGUGGAUUUUACACUAAAAACAUCUGUAGUCAAACAGUUAAAUAGUAAUAGUUGAAUCUCAGCUAAUAACCUGUUGAAAUGUCACAAACACUCUCUAAACUAUUUGUAGGCAGUCUAUCCAAAUAAAGUGUUUCCGGAAGUUUUAGUGUAUUUGAGUAUCAUCAUAACCCCGACCCCAACAUUCUCUGUCACUGAAGAUGUGUUGCUUCUAAAACCUUCUGUUUUUAAGUGAUCUCUGAAAAGCUGGGGAAGAACUCAGGUACUGAAACUUGAUUUACUGCUGUGAUAGUCUGUGACUGAGACGAGCAUUUUGGAUUUGGUUGAAUCUGUUCCCAGCAUCAGUUGUUCCAGUUUGAUACACUUUGUUUUCAGGAGGAUGCGGUCACUGGUUCUACAUCAGCAUUUUGUUCUAAGAUGCUUUGGUUUGUCCUCUGUGGUCUUAAGGCAGUGCAUAUGUCAGUCCACUACACUACAAGAGUUUGGAUUUAUCCUUUGUUGAGUUGAACGACCCACUUCAAUUUGAAAUCACUAACCAUACAGUACGUUUGCUCACCAAAAAAAACAUCUCGCAAAGAAGACAGAUAUACUUAAGUUACAUUUGUAAUUAGUGUUAAAUAGCUCAAUUCCAUGCACUGAAGGUAAGUGAUGGUGUAGUGAGUAAAACAAGGUUUCACUGAUGAUUCAUCAGAAAGCUUGUAGUGGGGGUUUUUUUUUUUACCCUCACACACCCAGAGAAUGUGGGCCGCAGCUUGCAUAUUUGAUGUGCAUCUGAGUUUUGUAAUAUACACACACUUUAUCUCCUUGUAAGAAAAAGAAUAUCUGCACAAAAACUUUACAAGGUGUUGAAAAAUACGUUUUGUUCGUACUUGCUAUGUUGUUGUUGUAAGGAUUACUGAAGGAUUUUCUCUUUUGUUGUAUUAUAAUUCUUUUGUGUAUAUUGAUUUCUUUUUUGUAAAUACAAGCAUUUUUGGCUACGGUGCACAUAGGGUUUUAUGUAUGUGAAAAAACAAAAUAAAUGCGGCUGUCCCCAUAAAACGUU